GAAGGGAAAAGGACAUCUUUCAUGAAAAGUGGGCAUCCAAAAGACAGACAUCAUCUCACUCCCAGUUGACACAAAAGUCUAUGAUUGGUAAUGAAAAGAAACUCAAACAUAAAAUAAGCAUCACCAUGCCAGGCCUGAUCAACAAGGGGCGGCAGAAUGCUCUGCCUCUCAGUGUCUCCGAGAUCACUUCCUGUGUCAGAGGUUACACUCUGGCCCUGACAGCAUCCAUGACCUACAACAACUUCGAGGACCAUCCUAUUGAGGGUAUCUUCAUUUACCCACUGGAAGAAUGCUCUACCGUUGUGGGAUUCGAGGCUAUGAUCUCCAGCCAAAUAAUAACAGUGCAAAUCAAAGACAAGUCCAAGAUGGAUGACUGUUACUUUGAUUGCUGCACUACAGCUAAUGGAGCCCUUCAGAGUGGCAGUGGACAUAUAGUGCUGGACGAGGACUUGGAGAGGACGGUGUUGGUAGUGAAUCUGGGAGUCAUCCCCCCUCUGGAGACGGUCAACGUGCUGGUCAGCACCUCCUCUGAGCUACCCACCCUGCCGGAUGGGGGCAUCCGUGUCAAGUCACCCUCCGUGUGCACCCCGAGGGUCCAGAGGACCAUCAACGAGGAGCAGGGACUCUCCCCUAACUUCCAGAACAGAACGAGGGAUAGGCAUAAUUGUGCCCUGGGUCCACAUGAACAGACUCCCAUAACUCCCCAGUUGUGCAUGGGCCUGCUACUGGAGGAGGAGGCCAUCAACUCCAUCGACUAUGAGUUUAGCUUCCAGCUGGAGAUCAGAGCCCCCUAUCUCCUCGCAGGUGUGGAGAGCCCCUCUCAUGCGAUCCGGGCCGACGCAGACCCCCUGGCCCGCUCAGCCACCAGCGUUGUCAUCACCCUGGCUGACAAAUACACCUAUGACUGCCCUGUGGAGAUCCUCAUCUACCCCAGCGAUCCUCAUCUGCCACAUGUGCUGAUUGAGGAUGGAGACAUGACACUGGGGGAGUACGAUGAUCACCUCGCAGGGAAGAGUGACUUCAUCAAGGCCACCAAGAAGGACUCCAGCAAUGAAAAGAAAGUGGAUAUAAUUCGUAAGCGUCUCCACAAGGACAUCCUCCACAACCCUGUGGUCAUGCUCAACUUCUGCCCAGACCUCAAGUCCAUGACCUCUGACCUGAGGAAGGUGCAUGGAGAGUUCAUCUUCCUCAUUGACCGCAGUGGGAGCAUGAGCGGGGUCAACAUCAGCCGUGUCAAGGAUGCCAUGGUGGUGAUUCUGAAGAGUCUUGUGCCUGCCAGCCUCUUCAACAUCAUCGGCUUCGGCUCCACAUUCAAAACACUGUUUACUACCAGUCAGAGCUAUGAUGAGGAAACAGUAACUAUGGCUUGUGAGUACAUCAGGAAGAUCCGAGCUGACAUGGGCGGCACCAACAUCCUGGCACCGCUCAAAUGGAUCCUGAGGCAGCCGAUGCACGCAGGUCAUCCUCGCAUGCUCUUCCUGCUCACGGACGGGGCCGUCAACAAUACAGGGAAGGUCAUCGAGCUGGUCCGCAGCCAUGCCCGCUACACAAGGUGCUUCACUUUCGGCAUCGGUCAGAGUGCUUGCAGGAGACUGGUGACAGGACUGGCGGCUGUUUCCAAAGGAACGGCAGAGUUCUUGGCAGAAGGGGAGAGACUGCAGCCCAAGAUUAUUAAGUCGCUGAAGAAAACCAUGGCCCCAGUGCUGAGUGACAUAGCCAUUGACUGGUUGUUCCCUGACACCAAGGAGGUGUUGCUCUCCCCAGUGGGCUCCACAUUCCUGUUCCCUGGGGACUGUUUGAUUGGCUACAGCGUGGUGUGCGACACCACGCGCUACCAUCCCAAUCCCAAAUCUGAUAAAAGGAGGCGCUACAGUAUGAUGCAUUCCAAUGAGUCAGCUAGCUCAGUGUUCUACCACUCCCAAGAGGAGGACCCAGGGACGACUACAGGCUUCUCUGACGGUCAGGGAACGCACAGGGACAUACACUCCGGCCCUCCGUUUGACUCCUAUUUGGACUCCAUGUCAGAAAGCAGCCCUGGCCCCAGAGAACAAAACGCCAUGGGAAUGGACAGCAAAAUGUCACCUAGAAGACGUCUGUUUAGCACCAACCAGAUAGUGGACCCCAACAUGAAGAAGACCUACACUCCCAGUGACCCCAGCUCUGUAGAGGGGAAGAACCCACUGAGGAGAGCGAAGGUCCAGGAGCUGAAUGGACAGACCAGCCCUGACUAUGGAGCACAGUGGAAGAAUGACUACCACCCACAGCUGGUGAGUCUGUGUGCCACGUCUGCCAUGGCUUCCAGGGGGUGCCCUGCCAACGGGGCUUCUCACAGGCCCUCCUCCCAUCAGGAGGGGGCUCCCCAAGGGGCAGACCCAGAGCAUGCCCCAGGAGGAGCCUGGAGCACCGGUGGGGAGGACGGCUCCUCUUCCACUGACCCUUCUGUCGGCAGCUUAGGCGACGCGGACUGCUACCCCAAUCAGCUGUGUGAGAUAGAAACCCCCCAGGAGCCUCCAGCCACGCCAGACCUGAACACCACCCCAGCCAGUCAGGAGGUGGUGAAGGGGGACUGUAAGGCCGUGGUGUCGGGCCUGCUCUGCGGGAAGCCAGUCAAGUGGGAGGUGACCUUUGAUAUAAACCCCUACCUGAAGGGCAGAGAGCGGGAAGAGAAAGUUCACGAGGAACUGUGGAAUGAAACAUUCCAUCAUCUGGCUGGACGUUCCAUUAUUCAGGACUUUGAGCACAUGGCAGAUAAGGAGUGUGAAAUUGAGCAUGGUUCUGGCAGAAGGUACCAGUUGUAUGCCAUUCACACCAGCAAGGCCUGUAACAUUCUCAGUAAAUACACUGCAUUUGUCCCUGUUGAUCUGGACACUAAUGAAUACCUACAGACCUCAAUCGACUACAUCAACCCAGGUGAGGGUCUGAAGCGGGGAUCUCACUCAAGCUCUCGCUCAGGGAGCAGGAAGAACCGGGGUUACUCCAUCGGACUGGGCCGCUCCCAGUCUGGCUGCAUGUCACAGGAGGCUGAGGACGAACAUCUGCCCGCCAGUGUGGAAGAUGGUGUCUCUCCAUGCAGCACCCCCUCAUCCUCUGGCUGGGAAAGAUGCAGCUUUACAGAUGCCCCCCAGAGGAGCCCGUCUGUGACCUCAGACCAAUCACAGAAGUUGGUGGAGAGCCUCUUCUCAGCCAGGCUGACUCUCAGCCGGACAAGACUCCUGACCCGGGCUGCCAAGGGCUUCAUGUUUCGCUCACACAGCAAAACCAGCAACUCUGUGGGGGAGAGCGAAAAUGAAAAAAAAGACUACAUUCCUCUGGUGUCCUUACAGUUGGCGUGUGGUGCGUUCUGCCUGGACAGCGCUCUGUGUGAGGCCAUCAAUGUGCACAUGGACAAGCUGAAGUGGACAUCUCCCUUCACCAGCCACCGGGUCAGUCUGAGUCACCACGUCUCCCACUCAGCCAGCCGCUGCUCAGACAGCAGCGCUGCAGACCACAGCCACAGGUCCACCUCUCCAUCUCCAUUUGAGAGCUCAGCUAAUGUUACAGAGACCAGCCUGGCAGGCCACCACCAGGCUGUCAGCAGCUACAGCCAGGCGGGCCACAGCUCCUCACACCUGGCCAGGAGUCUCUGGACAGAGGGUGGGUCUGGAUCUUCUCUUUUCUUCCUGGGCGGCCCCUCCACCCCUACCACCUACGCUGAGCCCCCUCUCUCCCCUCACUCCCUGACUGACAGCAGAAGGGACUCGGAGUCGGAGAGUGUGGAAACCCCCCCAGCAGCGCCCCCUGGUGGCCUGGGGUCCGGUAAGAGGCUGGAUACGGAGGGCAUGGUGUGGGCCACAGCUGUAGCCCUGGCCUGGCUGGAGCACAGCUCGGCCAGCUACUUCAUAGAGUGGGAGCUGAUAGCGGCUAAGGCUAGCAUGUGGCUCAAUGCCCAGAGCAUCCCUGAAGGAAAGGACUUAGCCUCGGUCAAGUCUGCUGCCAACCAGCUCUUUAUCAUCCUCCGACACUGGGAUGAGAACCUGCAGCUCAACAUGCUCUGCUACAACCCCAACAGUGUCUGAGGCUGAUCGCAUCGCAUGGACCGUCCUCCAUCCCGACAUAUCCAACCAUACUAUGCUAACUGACUAACGGUUUACUUACUACCAUUUUGUAUUUGCUGUUUUGCCGAUUUUGUUAGUGAGGUUGUUGUGAGCAUUGUGUAGUUGGAUUGAUUUUGUUGUGAUAACUUCUAAACAUGUCAGAAGCUUCUCAGAGUUGUUUCCAUGUGGGUGGAUACAGACCAUGCAUUCACCAGCUAUGGGUCAGUGUAAGAAAUCAGAAGUGUUAGAGUAAACAUGCUGUAAAGUUACUUGCUGACUGUUUACAUAUUUGAGAGAAAAUAUAUGUUCAUGAAAAUAUAUGUAUUGUUUUAUUUAUGUUUAAUAUUUCCAUCAUAUUGGUGUCCAAUGAUGAAAGAAUCUGCCAAAACAAUUCCAAGAGAGUAUUCCAAUUAUUAAUAUUACAUUUAAUGUGUUUGAUCGUCACUAUCAUUUCAAAAUCCAAUUAGCCUGGUAGCAGAUCUGUUUGUGCUGUCUUGCCAACUAUGGCCAACUCCUCUUCUCAUGUUUGAUGUGCUGGCUACUGUACCCGGAGACUUCCAGCAAUUGCGAUAAGCUAACAUAAAAUAUCUUCCAAUUAUUUAUAUUGCAUCUAAUGUGUUUGAUCGUCAAAAUCAUUUAAAAAUCCAUAUUAUGAUAUGAAAAUUAGCCUGGUACCAGAUCUGUUUGUGCUGUCUUGCCAACUUUCCGAACUCCUCUUCUCAUGUUUGAUGUGUUUGUAUUGGAUAUUCAUCAGCCAUAAGUGCCUAACAAUGAUCAAACACAAACAAAGAUUGGUUAUCUGGAAUACGUAUUUAGAAGUUUCGCUGAUGUCAUGCAUUGUCCAUUCAUCAAAAUAUUGUUUGAUAUACUGUAUUAAUUGUGUUUCCAUAUAAAACAUGCUCAGCAUGUUUUCUUUGUAGGUGGUUUCAUUGUUCUGAAUAAUUUGAUAAACUUUUUCCUUGGUCCUUGUUAUCUUUUACAAGGCAUUGUACUUUGCUCUCAUAUUUACUCAUAAACUUGUGUUGUUUUACUCAGGUAAUAUUAUUUUCCUCAGGCUUUGGAAUUGCAUCCAUCUUGCUGCAUGGAAAACAGGUGUUUGUGUUUUAAAAGAUGUAUCAACAGUGGGAGCAAAGCAAUUCCCCCACAGUCAACCUAUUCUGCUGCAUUUGGCUGUCGGAGAAGAGAUCUAUUGUGAGUCUUAAAUGUCACCCUAUUCCCUUUAUAGUGCACUACUUUUGAGCAGGGCUCUGCUCAAAAGUAUCUCACUGCAUAGGGGAUAGGGUGCCAUUUGGGAAAUUUCAUAAUUUAAUUGUGAUCUGUAUAUGCUUAUAAUGAUUGUGGUGGCUGGCUUUACUUGUUGUAUUUUUCAAGUUGUAUUUUUCAAGUUUCGAGGUCAAACAUACACUACAUGACGAAAAGUAUGUGGACACCUGCUCACCGAAUAUCUCAUUCCAAAA
This is a messenger RNA of Coregonus clupeaformis (lake whitefish), 5530 nucleotides long. Its product is annotated as von Willebrand factor A domain-containing protein 5B1-like. The transcript is spliced from 22 exons. The coding region runs from base 81 to 4055 and encodes 1324 amino acids. The record is from RefSeq and is a predicted model, not a curated record. NCBI's taxonomy places the organism in Eukaryota, Metazoa, Chordata, Actinopteri, Salmoniformes, Salmonidae.